AUGGAUUCAGGUUCAUCGGUUUCGGUCAUAACGCAAAAGACAUUUAAUCAGUUAGGCAGGCCAAAACUUCAAAAUUGCACACGUCUAAUUUAUGGUUAUGGUAAAAAGGUGAUAGAAACCUUAGGCGAAUACGAAAUAAAAAUAAAAUGUGGAAAACUAGAAAAAGAAGCAGUGUUGAUUGUUGCUAAACUCGAAAGUGGUCAAAAUUUAUUUGGCAUGGAUUUAUUUCAAGUUUUUAAUUACGAUAUUGUGCAAGUGAAUAAUAUUAUUCAGGACUCAAUGAUGGUACAAGAAGAAUCUAAAAAAUUAUUAACAAAGUACCAAGAAUUGUUUGAACCGGCAACAGGACCGAUUUCUGAUUUUAAAGUGAGCAUCAAAUUAAAGUCUACGGCUGCACAAAAAUAUUUUAAAUGUCGUCAGGUGCCAUUCGCCCUACUUGAAAAAUUUAACGUGGAAGCUGAUCGACUGUUGCAAAACAGUAUUUGGAAACCUGUUAAGUUCAACAAUUGGGCUUCUCCAAUUGUACUCGCACCAAAGCAGGACGGCAGUAUUCGUAUUUGCGGGGACUUUAAAGUAACUAUUAAUAGUCAAAUCAAAAUUGAACGGUUUCUAUUACCAACAUGGGAGCAGUUAUUUCACAAAAUUCGCUAUGGCCGUAUUUUCUCUAAAAUUGACUUAAAGGAUGCAUACUUACAGCUGGAGUUAGAUGAAGACUCAAAAAAGCUGGUUGUCAUGAAUAUUGUCAUGGUAUAG
This is a messenger RNA of Teleopsis dalmanni, 753 nucleotides long. RefSeq lists its product as uncharacterized. The record is from RefSeq and is a predicted model, not a curated record. The transcript has a single exon. Gene Ontology annotation, molecular function: aspartic-type endopeptidase activity. Gene Ontology annotation, biological process: proteolysis. Bases 1 to 753 code for a protein of 250 amino acids. NCBI's taxonomy places the organism in Eukaryota, Metazoa, Arthropoda, Insecta, Diptera, Diopsidae.